Messenger RNA from Penicillium riverlandense, 1950 nucleotides. RefSeq names its product transcription factor domain-containing protein. NCBI's taxonomy places the organism in Eukaryota, Fungi, Ascomycota, Eurotiomycetes, Eurotiales, Aspergillaceae. Gene Ontology annotation, biological process: regulation of DNA-templated transcription; DNA-templated transcription. The transcript is spliced from 5 exons. Bases 1 to 1950 code for a protein of 649 amino acids. Gene Ontology annotation, cellular component: nucleus. The record is from RefSeq and is a predicted model, not a curated record. Gene Ontology annotation, molecular function: DNA binding; zinc ion binding; DNA-binding transcription factor activity, RNA polymerase II-specific.
AUGCGACUCUCAAUAUCAUGCGAAGGCUGUCGUCAAGCAAAGGUCAGAUGUGUGCAUGAAGGGAUUCCGCCAUGUCAGCGGUGUGAAAGGACCAAAAAGCCAGACUGCGUUUUGACAGACCCGCGAGCAUCGAGGCCCAAUUCGGGAAAAAAGAGCAUCCCAUCAAGAACCCCGAGGAAGCGAAAGGCCAUUGCCAGAGCAUCUCCAGAAAUUGAUAGCGCUCAGACUCCACAUCGGAAAACUUCCCAGGUUGUUCCAGGGAGCCAAGAUGCAUCCGAUAAUCCCAUUUCGGCUCUCUCCCCGGCCACAGUAAUCAGCGCCGUCGAGACUUACAGGAAAAAAUUCCCUGUUGCGAACUUCCUGCACUAUCCCUCUCUUAUCUCAGACAUAUCCGCCAACCCUCUAUCGGUGGACCCAGUCUUUGUUGCGUCCUUACUUUCUCUCUGUGUGCGGUUCAUGCCCAGCCAUGGACUGGGCGACGAGGAGACGUAUGCAGGCUAUGCCAGGAAGCAGCUGGCGCAUCGUGUGCUCGAGGCACCCUCACUUUUUCUUGCCCAGUCGUUGGUCAUGUUCUCAUUUUACGAAUGGGGGUCUGGGCGACCAUAUCAAGCUUGGAUGUACAGUGGCAUGGCCACCUACAUGAUCCAAUCGCUCUUGAAAAUGUCAGACGACAGCAUGGAACAUAACCCCCAAGAGUUCCAUGCCUCACAGACACAGUAUGAACAGCUUGUUCGUACAUAUUGGUGCUGUUUUGCACAGGAUUGCGAGCUUAGUUCUGGAGCCCGACAGCACUUUGCACUAUCUUUCUCCCAGAUUUCAGUACCGCUUCCUAUCAGUGAUCGGGACUUUACAUUCAACCAUUCCCCAACAAGGAGGUUGAUGCCUGUGGACAUGAAUCAGAAGUGUCUUCUUGCAACGAAUUUGACCAUUGAGCAUGGCCUUACGAUUGUCACUCGCGGGUUUGACAUUUUCGUUCGCAUUUUGCGAUUUGCCAAUGAACAUAGACGAGAUUUGGCAUCCAUGUCGUCAGACGAAUCCGUUGGAUCACCCCUACAUCUGACCUGGCAGCAACUAAAGGGAGAGCUGGAUGAGUGGAGAUCUCUGCAAGAUGCGACGGUCAGAUAUCCUGCCACCAGCGCCCAGGCACAUGUUGCUCUUGGUUAUGGCGAGCUAUUCGCCAUACUUUUCCUCCACCGAGACCGAUUCCUAUCUACCCUGAAACCCCACUCGGAUGUCUUUCAUGACACCAGCGAUGGCAUACCGGGCGAACCGGGCACCAUCAAACAGCUUUUCGAAGCAGCCCAGCAAAUCGGGGGAGUCUUGUCCGCUCUCGAAGCCUCAGAAGCCCCCGUCAUAACGCCAUAUUCAGGUUUCAGCGUCUUCGUCGCCGCGCACAUAAACAUGUACGGGACCAUCGCACCACAUCGGUACCCCGGCGGAUUCGAAAGAGCCGAGGAAGAGAAGACCAAGAACCUCCAGUACCUUGAGCGACUGAGUAGCUUCUGGCCUGUCGGUCGGAGCUGGUGGCGCACCGUCCAAGACGCAAAUCGCUUUUACGAAACAGUAAAAAGUAACCAAACACACCCUGAACCUGGCAUGCAUAGUCCGCGCCGUUUAGCUCUGGCAGGGACAUUAGACGAGUAUGGUGAUAUCCGCUCUCGUCCACACGGCGAACAGCAACAGCAACCCUCUCGGGGAAACGCCGGUGUAUCCCAUGGUUCGAGGCAUCCGCAUUACACUCAUGGAAGAACACCUUCGCCGCCUGAGCUCGGAAGCGAUGAUCAAUUCUUGUCGAGAGAGAAUGCUUCUCUUGGUGGUCAUCACGAUUUCGAAACUGAUAUGUUUCAGUGGCCGUUUAUCGAUGCCUCGUGGUCAACGGGGUUUGACAGUGGCUUGGAUGGGCUGUGGCAUAAUUCGGGGCUGUUUGAUAUGAAUCCGUCGAUGAGGUAG